GGCAACAUCCACUUAGUGACUCACUAUAAUACAGGAAGCAGAGCUACAGAAGACAGCAAAACAACAGCUGGUAUAGGCAUCACCCAGGGCCCACUCCUGAACUCUCACCUACUGCUCAUAAUGAGAAGGAAAAUGCAUGCCAUCCUGAGUGGAGCAUAUCUGUUGUUGUGGGCAAAGGUAGUACUGGGCGAUGGCACUGACGCUUGCGGGAAACGUCCACUGGUAGAUACACUUGGAUCCCGUAUUAUAGGUGGCCAUGAUGCACUUCCAGGAGCCUGGCCAUGGCAGGUUAGCCUUCAGCAUUUGAGUUCUGGAUAUGGCUAUAAACACUCAUGCGGUGGAUCCCUUAUUCACAAGAUAUGGGUGAUGACUGCUGCUCACUGCUUCAGAGAAAGACGAAAUCAAAGGUACUGGAGAGCAGUGUUUGGAGUUAUUGAUAUUUUACUUCCCGAAAACACAAAGCAAAUAUCUGAAAUCAAACAAAUUAUUUACAGAAACUUUGACCCUAAAACUAUGGAUAAUGAUCUUGCUUUGUUGGAGUUAGUAAAUCCAGUUAUAUAUACAGAUUAUGUACGACCAGUCUGCUUGGCAACACAGGAACUACAGGUAGACCCAUUUGCACAAUGCUUUAUAACUGGAUGGGGGACAACUUCUUCUGGAGGUAAAAUAUCAACUAUAUUGCAGGAGGCACAAAUAGAUAUAAUUCCUACAUCACUCUGUAACCAUAGCGGAUGGUAUAAUGGGCUUCUUACUGACAAUAUGAUCUGUGCUGGCUUUGAGGACGGGGGAGUCGACACUUGCCAGGGAGAUAGUGGAGGACCUUUUGUCUGUUAUAUAGCAGAGCAUGCAAGCUUUUACCAGUUUGGGAUCACAAGCUUUGGCUAUGGCUGUGCUGAAGCCCAUUAUCCUGGAGUCUACACACAAGUGAAAAAUUAUAACUGGAUGGUAAUGCAAAUGAAGAAUAUUGCAAAUCAUAUAGAUGGUGGGAUCCAUGGUACAAGAGGUUUGGGAAGUGCGGUCAUGAUUUGUGUUAUGAAUGUGAUUGGAACAUUAGCCGUUUUAUCAUUGAUGUAAAAUAAAUAUGCACGAGGUAAACUGACCAGACACCUUAGAAGAAGGAGCUGGCAUCAGCUGUAACCUUCCUAAUGUCCCACCACCCCUAUAUAGUAGGUAAAUAGCUCUCUUAAUGCAAGUGUUGUUACUAAAGCCAUUGACCGGUUCCUUUUAAAGGAGACUUAUCACUUUCAUGCCGCUCGAACAAAUCACUCAAGGCAGGGCAGGCAGAAGCCUCUGGGGACCGCCCCAUGACUAAUUAUUCAGGCAACAAUGAAGGUGACGACAAGGAAAGGCUAAGUUUCCACUUGGAUUUUUUCUGGCAGUUUUUGGAAAACUGCCACUACAGUGUGAGUGUAUUCAAAAGGAAUAGGACUUCUAAAGGAAGGACUUACACUUCUCCUCCCUUAUGGAUCCACUUCUGGCUUUGGCUCAAAAACUGCAGUGGCAGAUCUCCAAAAACUGCCAGAAAAAAAACCAAGUGGAAACUUAGCCUUAAAGGACAUCUGCAGCGUUACAAACACUUAUCCCCUAUCCUCUCCUCAAGAUAGGGGAUAAGUGUUUGAUCGCGGGGGGUCCGAACGCUGGGGCCCCCGGCGAUCUCCUGUACGGGGCAGCGGCUCUCCCUUGCAGGGGGCAUGCCAGCCGCAGCAUGACGUUGCGGCCGACACGCCUCCUCCAUACAUCUCUAUGGGAGAGGCGGGGAGGCAGUGUUCGUGCCUCCCUGUCUCACCCAUAGAACUGUAUGGGGACGGGGGAGGAGACAGGGCGUCACCGUUGACCUCUAGGUCGACGCUACGUCACCAUGAGCGCUCAUGGCGGCGCCCCGUUAGGGAGAUCGGGAGGGGGGGGGGGUAGGGCAGUCAAACUCCCCCCGCGAUCAAACACUUAUCCCCUAUCCUGUGGAUAGGGGAAAAGUGUAAUGCCGCUGCAGUUGUCCUUUAAGGUGAUUACUUAUUUCCCACAAUUGGUUUAAGUUUUUUUUUGUUUUUUUUUACUUUUCAUAAUUUAAAGAGGUAUUCCAGGGAGAUUUUUUUUCUAAAGAUAAGGGGGGAUAAGAAAGAUGGAGCUCAGGACUAGAAGAAAUAAGGUUCAGCUUCCGAGUCCAGGGCCCCCCAUAAUACUUUGGGUUCCUCAUGCAGUGCCCAACUUACCAAUUAUUAUAGGAGAUGGGCUUCUAUAUAAAUAGUUCUGGUUAACACAAACAACUGCUGGAAAAUAUGCCUAAAACAGAACUCAUUAUAAACCUGCAAUAGAUUUUAUUGUUAAAGUGCUGAGAUGCAAAGACACAGCAAAGACAUGUUAGUUCUGGUUUCACAAGUUUUUUUGUUUGUUUUGUUUUUAUCAAGUUUUGCACAUGAAAGAAUAAGAAAAAUAAAACAUAACAGUGUUAACUAUUAAUCUAUAAAUUCACUUGUUUAGGAUAUUAGUUCAUGAUUGCACAAAGGAAUUGAAUUGUUUUCUGUAGUUGCUAUCCGCUUUAAAGUCAAUAAAGUUUAUUAAAAUGAACACUUGCAAAUAUGUAAUCUACACACUGCACCGAUUCUGCUACCAGAAGAUCUUGAGGACUAUACAAUGUUUCUAGAGCAGUGUUUCCCAACCCAGUCCUCAAGGCACACCAACAGUCCAGGAUUUUAAUUUUUCCCUGUGCUAUUCCAAUGGAGUAACUGAAAAAACCGGGAAUGUUGGUGUGCCUUGAGGACUGGGUUGGGAAACACUGCUCUAGAGCAAGGCCUGGAAGAAAUUUACACAUAGACGCUAAUAUAUAGGUUAACAAACAGUACAUCCCAUGAAGCUGAGGACUUCCAAGUCUCCUUAUGAGAACGGAAUCCCUGCAGAAAGUAUACUAGGAGCAGAAAGGCUUAAAAUCAGCUUUAUUUACAAUUAACAAAACAACCUCCUUGAAUCUGGUUGUCACUUACACCUCAUUCACAUAAGCAAGUUUAAAUACCUUGGUAUUGACUAAAAUGGUCACUGUUAUGUCAAACAGCUUCCUACCAUAUGAUUCCUAACAUUUUUCUAAGGCUGCAUUCACAUCUUGUUUUUACGUUACGGGUGCCUGAUGGGCUGGGCAAACGGGGCUCUCCCGUACCCCAGCUGGACCAGCGCUGA
Messenger RNA from Hyla sarda, 3165 nucleotides. RefSeq names its product transmembrane serine protease 12 (gene TMPRSS12). The record is from RefSeq and is a predicted model, not a curated record. Gene Ontology annotation, biological process: proteolysis. The coding region runs from base 121 to 1074 and encodes 317 amino acids. The transcript is spliced from 6 exons. Gene Ontology annotation, molecular function: serine-type endopeptidase activity. NCBI's taxonomy places the organism in Eukaryota, Metazoa, Chordata, Amphibia, Anura, Hylidae.